This is a messenger RNA of Megalops cyprinoides (Indo-Pacific tarpon), 891 nucleotides long. It is a transcript of the gene smim7, whose product is annotated as small integral membrane protein 7. NCBI's taxonomy places the organism in Eukaryota, Metazoa, Chordata, Actinopteri, Elopiformes, Megalopidae. Bases 75 to 302 code for a protein of 75 amino acids. The transcript has 5 exons. The record is from RefSeq and is a predicted model, not a curated record.
AAAUUUAUACAUCAAUCAUUGCAGCUACCUAAACUAGUUGCUUUCUGACAAUUUAGUUUGUUGAGGUGGACAAAAUGAUCGGCGAUAUUUUGAUAUUCGGGACCUUGCUUAUGAAUGCUGGGGCAGUGCUGAAUUUUAAGUUAAAAAAAAGGGAUUCUCAAGGAUUUGGAGAUGAACCUCACGGACCCACUACAGGAGACAACAUUAGAGAAUUUCUUCUGAGUUUGCGUUACUUCCGGAUCUUUAUUGCCUUGUGGAAUAUCUUCAUGAUGUUUUGCAUGAUUUUGUUAUUUGGAUCAUAGGAAUUCACCAAAGUGAAAGGAGGAUGUGUGCAGAGCUCCUCAAAAGACCCACCACCAUAAACAGGUCUAAAUGGGACAUUUCUGAGUAUGAGCAACUGUAAGCCUGAAGAAAGUUGCACCUCUGUUGGGUUUCAUGGAUCACUUUCCCUGUAAAACAUUUUAGGUGUUACGGGCACAUUUACUCUUUUUUCAUUGUUUUGUUUGUGCCAACUUUCUUCCAUUGUCCAGUUACCAACUUGUCUCCUUUAGCUAAUGGUCAGAAUGCAAAAGCUUAAUGGACCAAAUGCCAAAGUUGGCACAUCAAAAUUAUCUGUUUUGACAUGGAGGUCAUCAAAGUGACCAAGUGAGUUUGAACUGAAUCACAACCCAAGCAUGUUCAUCAUGUCCACUUGAGCAAGGUCAUGAAACUGAAGCUGGUGCAGUCACACAGUAUGCUGAUGUGUUUACGGUCAUAGUAGAUAUUGUGUAUUUUACUAUAUUUGGGGAUGCACAUAUUAACUUGACUGGGUUCUGUGUUAUGACAUAUAUAGAAUCUCAGUUAUUUGGAACCAGACCUUACGAUAUCUACAUAACUAAUAUAUUUGUACCA